GUUAUGUGUUGGCGUCACCACAUACGAAAGCCUUAAUAGUAACACACAAAUUAUUUCUACCCAUCAUACAGUGAUAAUAUAUUCUCUUGUAGUUGCCCAUUAUUCUCAUUUCAGGUAUUGGCCUCUUCAGCUUUUUCCGAAAGAUUCAACGAUUAGCUAUGGCAGCUGAUUUGCAUGUGGCAAUCCUUCCAUGGUCUGCCUUUGGCCAUAUAAUGCCGUUUUUCCAAUUCUCCAUUGCAUUAGCCAAAGCUGGAGUUCACGUCUCGUUUGUAUCAACCCCAGGGAAUAUUCAGAGACUCCCUAAACUUUCACCAAGUUUAACACAUGUAAUAAACUUGGUGGAGCUUCCAAUGCCUACUCUGGAUGGUGAAUGUCGCUUGCCCGAAGGAGCUGAGGCCACAAUAGACAUCUCCUCCGAGAAGAUUCAGUACCUGAAAGUCGCCUAUGAUCUCUUGCAACAUCCCUUUAAGAAGUUUGUCGCUGAGAAAAGGCCCAAUUGGUUAGUCGUUGACUUUUGCCAUUACUGGGCUGCUGAUAUUGCUAAAGAAUUUGCUAUCCCACUCCUAUAUCUGUCUGUUUUCUCUGGGGCUAUGAGAGCCUUUAUAGGACCACCAGAAUAUUUAGACGGUGAUGGCCGAAAGAGAUUCAGAGCAACGCCAGAAAGUCUAACUUCACCACCAGAAUGGAUAACUUUCCCCUCUUCCGUAGCUUUUCGAAGCUAUGAGGCUCGCAACUUUUUUUCUGGCUUCUACGGUGAGAAUGCAUCGGGCGUAAGUGACGCUGAACGGAUUGCUAAGACAAUGUCAGCUUGCCAAGCUGCGGUUGUCCGUAGCUGCACUGAAUUUGAAGGCGAGUACCUGAAAAUAUUUGAGAAAAUUCUUGGGAAGCCAGUGAUUCCACUAGGUUUGCUCCCUCCAGAAAAACCUGAAAAAAUAGAAAUCACUGAUGGAACCUGGAGGAAGACCUUUGAAUGGCUUGAUAAUCAAGAACACAAAUCAGUUGUGUUUGUUGGGUUCGGCAGCGAGUGUAAACUUACCAAAGAUCAAGUCUACGAGAUAGCAUAUGGGCUGGAGCUUUCCGAAUUGCCAUUUCUGUGGGCACUUAGAAAACCUAGCUGGGCUAUCGAAGAUUUUAUUCUGCCUCCAGGAUUCAGUGACAGGACAUCCAAGAAAGGAAUUGUCUGCAUAGGAUGGGCACCUCAGCAAGAAAUUCUAGCACAUCCAUCAAUAGGGGGAUCAUUGUUUCACUCUGGGUGGGGUUCAAUCAUAGAAACUCUGCAGCAUGGGCUUUGUCUAAUUGCUCUGCCCUUCAUUAUUGACCAAGGGGUCAAUGCCAGGUUACUGGUAGAGAAAGGUUUGGCCGUGGAGGUGGACAGGAAGGACGAUGGAUCAUUUACUAGAAAUGAUAUUGAUAGAUCUCUGAGACUAGCUAUGGUUUCAGAAGAAGGGAAGCAGUUGAGGCAUCAAGCAAAAAUAGCUGCUGCCAUUUUUGGGGAUAGGAAGCUGCAUCAGAACUACAUCACUAGGUUUGUUGAGUAUCUGAGGAAUGGAGUUUGAAAGGUAGACGCAAGGAUGAUGCCCCUCCUUCUGUGGGUGUAGAUGUUAUAAGUAAAAAUAUAUGGUCUUUCGUGGUCAAUAAAAGCUAUAUAUGCCGUCCACCCACGGAUGUAAUUCCUGUAUCAUCUCUGUGUCACACACGGUGCUAAUCGAUGCUUCUGAAAGUUUUGAAAGUCCGUAUUGGAUGGAGAUACCGCUUAAAAGGAUUUGGCUACCACCCUAUUUAUAGAGAUCCACUGUAAUGAAAAAUUUGGAAAAUCAUGAAGACAGAUGAGUUACAACUCUCAAUAAAACUUGCUGUUUUUGUUUU
Messenger RNA from Hevea brasiliensis (rubber tree), 1866 nucleotides. Its product is annotated as putative UDP-rhamnose:rhamnosyltransferase 1. Gene Ontology annotation, molecular function: UDP-glycosyltransferase activity. Bases 159 to 1556 code for a protein of 465 amino acids. The record is from RefSeq and is a predicted model, not a curated record. The transcript has a single exon. NCBI's taxonomy places the organism in Eukaryota, Viridiplantae, Streptophyta, Magnoliopsida, Malpighiales, Euphorbiaceae.